Astyanax mexicanus (Mexican tetra) is the source of this 7108-nucleotide messenger RNA. Its product is annotated as neurexin-1a. The record is from RefSeq and is a predicted model, not a curated record. The transcript is spliced from 22 exons. The coding region runs from base 607 to 5067 and encodes 1486 amino acids. NCBI's taxonomy places the organism in Eukaryota, Metazoa, Chordata, Actinopteri, Characiformes, Acestrorhamphidae.
AUUACCGUCAGCUAACUUAGCUUUAGGUUAGUUAUUUAGAUACCGGCCGUUACUAUUGUUCACUAAUGUUCACUAUUGCAGGUGUUGCCUUCCUACAAUCAGCAGUAUGCCAGCAUGGACGGUUUCAGCAAAGCUGCAGAUUAUGUGGGACGCAGUGUGAGAAGAGCUGAUGACUACUGACCUUUACGACCUCACCACAUGAGUCCCGUAGAUGUUGUCUUGAUUUAACGUCAACAAAUAACCCUAGCAUGUUGCAGAUGCAGUAGAUGAGUGUGAAUAGAUAUGAUUUCCACAGAUAUUGAAGAAUCUGGAUUAUAGCGAAAGAAACAGACACUUGGAAGAAGCCAUUGCCCUCAUUUGUCGUUUGACAGACUGUUUGGACAGAUGCAGGAUAAAGAAUGGUGGUUAUAGGAGGAGAUACUUCCUCCUACAGAGUGGACUUCAUUCUGGAGAUGCCAAAACUGGCCUUCAACAGUAGAGCCGAGGAGCUAAUUUGUGUUUUUUCUGCAAGCAAGUUAUCAAAUUCUAAGGAGCACUGAGGGAUCUUUUCUUUCUGAGAAACUUUACAAACUUUUUUGACAGGUUUUGACUUUUAACGUCUACAUCAUGGUUCUACACAUGUGGCAUGGCGCUCAUCUGCUCUGGGUCGGACUGUUAGUAUGCACCCUGGUGGACGCCGGGGCUAGCUUGAAGUUCUCCGGAGCGGAAGGCCAGUGGGCGGCAUUUCCGAUGUGGAACGCUUGCUGUGAAAGUGAAAUGAGCUUCAACAUGAAGACCAAGGCUUCUCAGGGGCUCCUGGUCUACUUUGAUGACGAAGGCUUCUGCGAUUUCCUUGAGCUGCUGAUGAACAACGGCAAGCUCAACCUCCGCUUUUCCAUCUUCUGCGCCGAGCCGGUCACCGUGUUCUCAGACGUGGUGGUCAACGACAGCCAGUGGCACGGCGUCACGAUAAAGAGGAAUUUCAAAAACACUACCCUUGUGGUGGACAGGGAGGUCAAGUGGGCGGAGGUGAAGUCCAAACGACGAGACAUGACCGUCUUCAGCCGCUUGUUCUUAGGAGGGAUUCCUCCGGAACUGCGCACCGUCGCUCUGAGGCUCACUUCGGACGCCGCCAAGGAACAAGUUCCCUUUAACGGAUGGAUAACGGACUUGAAGGUCAACAACUCUGUCCCUGCCAUCCUCACCAGUGGAGGGGUGGACAACAACGCCUGUGGCAGCGAGACAAUGUGCUUGAAUGGAGGAGUUUGCAGUGUCGUGAACGACAAACCCACGUGCGAUUGCUCGGAGACUGGCUAUCAGGGAAAGGACUGUAGUGAAGAAGACAACCCUGCUGAAGGUCUGGCGCACAUGAUGAUGGGCGACCAAGGGAAAGAAGAAUAUGUGGCGACCUUCAAAGGCUCUGAAUACUUCUGCUACGACCUGUCUCAGAACCCGAUCCAAAGCAGCAGCGAUGAGAUCACGCUGUCAUUCAAGACCAUGCAGAGGAACGGACUGAUGCUGCACACGGGCAAAUCGGCCGACUACGUCAACCUGGCGCUGAAAAACGGGGCGGUUUCGCUGGUCAUUAAUUUGGGGUCCGGGGCCUUUGAAGCCCUGGUGGAGCCAGUCAAUGGAAAAUUUAAUGACAAUGAUUGGCAUGAUGUCAAAGUAACAAGGAAUCUUCGUCAGCACUCAGGCAUUGGACACGCUAUGGUAACAAUAUCCGUGGAUGGGAUUCUGACCACCACAGGAUAUACGCAGGAGGACUACACCAUGCUAGGCUCCGACGACUUUUUCUAUGUUGGAGGGAGCCCUAGCACCGCCGACCUGCCAGGAUCGCCUGUUAGCAACAACUUCAUGGGUUGCCUUAAGGAGGUGGUGUACAAGAACAACGAUGUCCGGCUGGAGCUGUCCAGAGUGGCCUUACAGGGCGAUCCCAAGAUGAAGAUCCACGGUGUGGUGGCCUUCAAGUGCGAGAACGUAGCCACUCUGGACCCCAUCACUUUCGAAACGCCAGAAGCCUUCAUCACGCUGCACAAAUGGAACGCCAAAAAGACCGGCUCCAUCUCCUUCGACUUCCGCACCACUGAACCCAACGGGCUUCUUCUCUUCAGCCACGGUCGACCCAAGCAGCAGACCAAGGAGGCCAAGAGCCCCCUCACGCUCAAGGUGGACUUCUUCGCCAUUGAGAUGCUGGACGGCCAUCUGUAUCUGCUGCUUGAUAUGGGUUCGGGCACCACCAAGACUCGGGCCAUCAACAAGAAGGUGAAUGAUGGGGAAUGGAACCACGUCGACUUCCAGAGAGAUGGACGAGCUGGGACCAUCUCAGUGAACACCAUCCGGACCCCCUACCAGGCCCCGGGAGAGAGCGAGAUCUUGGACCUGGAUGACAACCUCUAUCUGGGAGGCCUUCCUGAGAACAAGGCGGGCCUGGUGUUCCCCACCGAAGUGUGGACGGCUCUGCUGAACUACGGCUUCGUGGGCUGCGUGCGGGACCUGUUCAUCGACGGCCAGAGCAAGGACGUGCGGCGCAUGGCUGAAUCGCAGAAGGCCACUGGGGUCAAAUCCUCCUGCUCCAAGGAAGCGCCCAAGCAGUGCAUCAGCAACCCCUGUCUGAACAACGGGGUCUGCAGGGAGGGCUGGAACCGCUACGUGUGUGACUGCUCUGGAACCGGCUUCCUGGGACGCUCCUGUGAAAGAGAUGCUACAAUCCUGAGCUAUGACGGCAGCAAGUUCAUGAAGAUCCAGUUGCCGAUGGCGAUGCACACCGAGGCCGAGGACGUAACGCUGAGGUUUCGGUCACAGAGGGCCUAUGGCGUGCUCAUGGCGACCACGUCCCGGGACUCUGCCGAUACCCUGCGACUGGAGUUAGAGACCGGACGCGUCCGCCUGACUAUCAACUUAGACUGUAUCAGGAUUAACUGUACCACCAGCAAGGGGCCCGAGACUCUUUUCGCGGGCCAGAAUCUGAACGAUAAUGAGUGGCAUACAGUGCGGGUGAUGAGGAGAGGGAAGAAUCUGCAGCUUUCUGUGGAUGAUUUACAGACUGUUGAAGGUGAGAUCACAGGUGACCACACCCAGCUGGAGUUCCACAACAUCGAGACGGGCAUCGUCACCGAAAAACGCUACCUCUCCACCGUGCCGUCCAACUUCAUCGGCCACCUGCAGAGCCUGGUCUUCAACGGCAUGGCCUACAUCGACCUGUGCAAGAACGGAGACAUCGACUACUGCGAGCUCAACGCCAUGAUCGGCUUCAAAAGCAUCAUCGCUGACCCGGUCACGUUCAAAUCGCGCUCCAGCUACAUAUCCCUGACCACGCUGCAGGCCUACUACUCCAUGCACCUGUUCUUCCAGUUCAAGACCACCUCCUCAGACGGCCUGAUCCUCUAUAACAGCGGAGACGGAAACGACUUCAUAGUGGUGGAGCUCGUCAAGGGUUACCUGCACUAUGUAGCGGACCUGGGGAACGGAGCCCACCUCAUUAAGGGCAACUCCAACAAGCCCCUAAACGACAACCAGUGGCACAACGUCAUGAUCUCCAGAGACACCAACAACCUGCACACGGUCAAAAUCGACACCAAAGUCACCACUCAGACCACCAUGGGCGCCAAAAACCUGGACCUGAAGGGAGACCUGUAUAUUGGAGGUGUGGCCAAAGAGAUGUACAAAGAGCUGCCCAAGCUGGUGCACGCCAAGGAGGGCUUCCAGGGCUGCCUAGCAUCCAUGGACCUGAACGGCCGGCUUCCUGACCUCAUCUCGGACGCUAUUACGUGUGUGGGGCAGAUCGAGAGGGGAUGUGAAGGCCCGAGCACCACUUGUCAGGAGGACUCUUGUGCGAAUCAGGGCGUGUGCCUGCAGCAGUGGGAGGGCUUCAGCUGCGACUGCAGCAUGACCUCGUUCGGAGGGCCUCUGUGCAGCGAUGCGGGGACGACGUACAUAUUCGGGCGGGAUGGUGGGCGGAUCACGUACACGUGGCCUCCUAACGACAGGCCCAGCACCCGAGCGGACAGGCUGGCGCUGGGCUUCAGCACGCAGCUAAAGGACGCGCUGCUGAUCAGGGUGGACAGCUCCUCCGGCCUCGGAGACUAUCUAAAGCUGCACAUCGAAAAGGGAAAUGUGGCCGUGAUUUUCAACGUGGGCACAGACGACAUAAACAUCGAGGAGAAGGCGAAGUUUGUAAACGAUGGGAAGUACCAUGUUGUGAAGUUCACAAGGAGUGGGGGUAAUGCCACACUGCAGGUGGAUGACCUGCCAGUCAUUGAGCGGUAUCCCACAGGAAACAUUGAUAACGAACGACUGGCGAUCGCUAGGCAGCGAAUCCCAUAUCGACUUGGUCGAGUAGUUGACGAAUGGCUACUCGACAAAGGUCGCCAGCUUACCAUUUUUAACAGCCAGACCACCAUCCAGAUCGGGGGAUGGGACCGGGACCGCAGCCGCUCCUUCCAGGGCCAGAUGUCUGGCCUGUACUACAACGGCCUGAAGGUGUUCAACAUGGCCGUGGAGGGCGAUCCCAACAUCCGCAUAGAGGGCAGUGUCCGUCUGGUGGGCGAGGCGCCUUCCUCCUCCUCGAUUACGCCGCAGUCCAGCGCCACGGCCAACCGCUCCGACACCUCUACCUCUAUUAUAGAGACCACCACCACCACCACAGCAGCCAGCCGCAAGGUCAAGCAGACCACGCCCAGAGAGCCACAGCAGACGACAGACGACCUGUUGGUGGCGUCUGCAGAGUGUCCGAGCGACGACGAGGACAUCGACCCGUGUGAGCCGAGCUCAGGUGGGUUAGCGAGCCCGACGGGUCCUGGCCUGAAAGUCUACCCCGAUCCUGUGGAGGUGGUCCGAGAGUCCAGCAGCACCACGGGCAUGGUGGUGGGGAUCGUGGCAGCCGCCGCCCUCUGCAUCCUCAUCCUCCUCUAUGCCAUGUACAAAUACCGCAACCGCGACGAGGGCUCCUACCACGUGGACGAGAGCCGCAACUACAUCAGCAACUCGGCACAGUCCAACGGCACGGUGGUCAAGGAGAAACCGGUCGCCGCGACCAAGAGCGCCAGCAAGGGCAAGAAAAACAAGGACAAGGAGUACUAUGUUUGAUCACUCCUCCUUCGCUGGGUGCUUGCUGGACCAACUUUUUAAAGGACUUCUUGAGUUUUUCCUCUUUUUUUUUUUCGUCUCCUAAAGAAUUAUACGAAAACCCAUCCUGUGUAAAAUAUGAACUGAAACAGACACAAACUGCUUUAAAAAUUGUAGAAAAUUUAUCUAAGAUGUGGAAUUACACCGCAAGAUGCAAGUGGCACCUGAGGAGGCGGCCGGGGCUGAAGGUUCUUCUGCGUUUUCCUCCAGAACGGAUGGAGGGAACAGAAGGACGGCGGUUGUGGUGGCGGCGACGGCGGAUCGGGCUGGCACGGGCUCAGUUGGACAUGCCGGUUGGUCCGGCCAAGAACAGACUGGCCUGAGGAAAACAAAGCUGAUUAAAUACCCAACAAUUACCCAUAACUGAUAAGCAGAUUAUCAAUACAAGCCCAUCUGCACUUCUACUGACAAGAUGUUGUGAUUGCACUUGCUGGUUUUAACAGCGAACCGAAGGGUCCAGAGGGGUCGGGGAGGGUCAUGUCACAAGCCGUCGACGUUUCAUUUCUGUUUGCUUGCUGUUCGCUGCCGAGACUCGUUUUUCUACCAUGAAGUGAAGGCUAGAGACCAUGCACAAGCUCGAAAAUUACUCACUCAAACACUGCGCAGAUCAAAUGGAAGAUAGGGGUGGGGGAAAUAAAAGGGACCAACGUCUAAAGCUGGUGUCUGAAGAAUCAACCAAAUCUCUUCUUUCUUUCGUCUUUUGCACCUUUUUUUAGAAGCGGCGACCGGUGUGGACUCUCGCGAGGCCGCUUGGUUAAAUCUAUCAAGGGUGCAAAAAGAACAGAAAGCCUGCCGGCCUGAGGAUCUGAAAGCAAUCUCAGAAAAGCAAUCUCAAGGCCUUACUUUCUCCGUCGGUGGGGAAACUCGAGGCCACGGUGCCAGCGGCGGGAUUUUAUUAUUUUUUUUUUUGUCUUUUUUUUUUUCGCAAAAGAAGUGAUCACAUGGGAGGGGGAACACUCGAUUGCACGCAAAACAGUAUCUUACUACAUAUGUUUAUACAGUACACCCACAUCUAAAUGUGCUCUCUGGACUGUGUGACAGUGGUGUUUUAUAGCCUGUUGUAUAGAUGAUGCAAAAUUAUAUCUGCUCCUCGACCAUUUUUCUUUUCAAUAAUAAAACGUUUGAAAACGAGAGAAAAAAGAAAAAACUAAAUGUUAUUAAGUGUUGCUAGAUAUAGACGAUUUUACGACGACACCGGCAAUGGCUUUUUUUAUCAUUAUUAUUAUUAUUAUUAUUAUUUUUUUAGGCUUUGAACAACAAGUCAUACCAAAUGAUGCACAUGUUGAAGGCCUGAAGUAAUCAGAUGGAGUGUGUGUUAAAUGUGUGUGAAUGGGUUUUCAUGUCAAGUCCCGCUGUUUCAGGCCUGCAGGAGAAAUCACUGCCCACCACCUGAUCUCCAGCUACCCCUGCUGUCUCCAAUGGCAAGGAAACCCCUUCCUGAGACUAGGAACACUAUGAGCUGUCCGUGGUUCUGACCACUAAGCCAAUGUUGGAUGUAGGCAAGAUGUAUGGUGAGAGGGGUACACACCACACUCAGUCAUUCCAGCUCCACCCCUGUGCGGACGUCCCGACUUCCUGUGCAUCUGUCAGUCUGCUCAUCUCUGCAUCUCUCCGUCCGUCUCCGUCUCCGCCACCUGUUUCUGGAAAGCAAGAAGAGGCGAACAUGAGCUAAACUGCAUUAACAGCAUCAUUAUUUUUUUUCUGUCGGUUUAUUUUCUAAUUCUACCAGUGCUAUUCUUUUCUACAGUAUUUUCUGUUCACUUGUGAUGAUUCUUUAUUGACCUCAAAGUACAAAAUUUAUUAUAAAAAAUAGUUUUGAAAAAUUAAACCAACAAAUAAAAUAUUACCUAAGUGAAAUCCGACGAAUCAGUUUGGUUAUUCCUUCUUGCGUUUGAUUCUUGACAGUAGCAUUCAUGAUUUCAUUACAUACAUUAUGCCAUUUUUAAGACUUAUUUUUAAACCUCCUGUUGUGUUCUGGACAAAUUUGACCGAUUUGCAAGUU